AUGCCCAAUAGUCUCACUUCUACUCUGGAAAUGCACUUGGAUCUAGAACCAAUGCUUUCUUUUUCUGCAGUAGAGUUUGAAGCUGAAGAAAUUUAUGAGACCCGUGGAGUGGUGAAGUGUAAGAGCGGGAGUGAGGCUAGAGGAGCAAAGCCUAACAAGACCUACCUUACUCUCAAACAUUGGAAAGCAUCAGCAAUACGCAAACCAAAAGAGCUUACCAACAAACACCAUUCAUUUCUAAUGGCCUCCGCUCAGUGCCACAAAACCUGCGAACAAACCAACCAACAGAAAAACCACAACACCUCGUUUGGUCAGAAGGUUUCUGACUUCUUCAAAGGGCACCAUAACCACCACUCCAAUGAGGUCACCAAAACACACACCACCCAAUGCUCUUCCCAAACCACAGUGCUUUCCAAGUCAGGGUACUCAGCCACCAAAACUGAAACACAAUGCAGUUGCAGCAAAACACAGACCAACACAAAAGGCCAAGAGAUAAAUAAGAGGGGUCACAAAAAAGGUCCGGUGCAGGAUAUCAAGGAUCGCUUUUCAGAGCAUCACAACAAAAAUGGAAACAGUGAUAGCAGCAGUAGCAGUGACAGUGAGAGUGACAAUGAAACAUGCCACAAGAGGAAGGCAAGACUGAAAUUAAACAUGUGGUAG
Molecule: messenger RNA, 660 nt
Organism: Sphenostylis stenocarpa
Lineage: Eukaryota; Viridiplantae; Streptophyta; Magnoliopsida; Fabales; Fabaceae
Source: the annotation of a GenBank genome assembly